Messenger RNA from Vanessa atalanta (red admiral), 1075 nucleotides. Its product is annotated as pancreatic triacylglycerol lipase-like. Gene Ontology annotation, biological process: lipid metabolic process. The record is from RefSeq and is a predicted model, not a curated record. Gene Ontology annotation, molecular function: lipase activity. Bases 16 to 999 code for a protein of 327 amino acids. NCBI's taxonomy places the organism in Eukaryota, Metazoa, Arthropoda, Insecta, Lepidoptera, Nymphalidae. The transcript has 6 exons.
AGCAAAAUUCAAAGCAUGAAGACUCUGUUGUGUUUGUGUCUAGCUGUAUAUACAGCAUUUGCUGUGCCGUUAGAAAAUGGAAAACGCGAAUAUUCGCGUUUUAUUGAGAUUCCUGAUGGUGAUGGUAUACUUCAUACAGUAGAUUUAGAGGAGCAGCCAGACAUGAAAUUAGUGCAGGCUGAUUUAAGAGAUUCUAAUAAUCAAUAUCUUCUUUACACAAGGCGCAACCGACUUUCACCUCAGACUCUCCGAAUCAACAAUGCCAACAGCAUUACCUCUUCAAACUUCAACGCUAGAAAUCCAACAAUUGUCGUUGCUCACGGCUGGCUCAGUAACCAGAAUACGAAUCCAAACCCUAUUCUUAGAAAUGCAUUCCUUAGUAAAGCCGACGUGAAUGUCAUAGUCUUGGACUGGAGAAGAGUUGCUAUGUCGACUUACCCAACCGCUGUCGCCGGAGUACCAGGAGUUGGUCGGGGAUUAGGGCAGUUCCUUAAUUUUGUCAACAGUGUAACAGGGGCACCUUUCAACACUAUGCAUCUUAUUGGCUUCAGUUUAGGCGCCCACGUUGUUGGUAACGCUGGCAGACAGUUAGGAGGCAGAGUAGCGCGCGUUACAGGCUUAGACCCUGCUGGACCACUAUGGAAUUAUAAUUCAAAUCGUCUGAGACGCACUGAUGGCGUAUACGUGGAAGGUAUUCAUACAGACGGUGGCACUACUGGUCUUGGAAUAGGAUCUGCCGUAGGUGACGCAGAUUUUUUCCCCAAUGGUGGCAACUCUCAGCCUGGCUGUGCAACCAGCUUAUGUAAUCAUAAUCGGGCGUUUGAACUAUUUGCCGCAAGUAUUGCUCAUACGCAUCUCGUAGGCAACCAGUGCUCCAAUAUGAUUCAAGUAUCUGCAAACACUUGUCGUGGCAGCACUCUGGCUUUGGGCAACGAUAAUUUAAAUAAGCGAGGCUCGGGAUUGUAUAGAUUAAAUACACGAAGAAGUUAUCCUUAUUAAGGACUGCACACGUUCUGGAGCAAGCUGAAAACUUGUAUUGGACUACCAAUUUUUUUGGAAUAAAAGCAAAUUUCUG